Charadrius vociferus (killdeer) is the source of this 7440-nucleotide messenger RNA. RefSeq names its product collagen alpha-6(VI) chain-like. Bases 1 to 7440 code for a protein of 2479 amino acids. The record is from RefSeq and is a predicted model, not a curated record. Lineage: Eukaryota; Metazoa; Chordata; Aves; Charadriiformes; Charadriidae. The transcript is spliced from 36 exons.
AUGAAAAGAGAUGUUGAGGGGAGGGAAGGGGUGAAGGAUAUUGUCCUCUUGGUUGACAGCUCUGACACUAUGGAACCUUCAUCUCUCCCCUAUGUGAAAAAAUUUAUGAUCCGUAUGAUUGACAGCCUUAUAAUAGAGCCUAACAAAUUUCGGCUGGCACUAGCUCAGUACAGUGACGAUUUUUCCACUGAAUUUAUGCUGGACACUUACAGAAGAAAGGGUCCUAUGGUGAAGCAUAUCAGGAAUGACUUUACAUUUCGUGGUGGGAGUUCAGUGCAAAUUGGAAAUGCCCUCAAUGAGGCCUAUGAAACCUUCUUCCAAAAGUCAGCACACGAAAAAGAAAAGCAACAAAUCAUUGUGAUUUUGACAUCAGCACCUUCAGAAGAUGAUGUUCAAGAAGCUGCCAGAAGCUUGAAGAGUCUUGGAGUAAAGAUAAUAGCUAUAGGGACAAAAGAAGCUCCAUAUAAUGAACUUUUUGAGAUGGCCACCCCACCAUUUCAUUACAAAAAUCCAGUGAUAGAGGAGCUGCCUAAAUUCUCAGAAUAUAUGCCACAGAUCAUUGAUGAUAUUACACAAGUAAACAUCAGAGACUUAAUAAACAUACCUGAUUACAAUGACAUAGCUGUGCAGGAAGAUACUACGGAUAUUGUCCUGCUGCUUCCUGGCCAACAGGACACAGAAAACGACGCAUUUGCUUACAUGAAAGACUUUAUUAGCAAACUGAUACGUGAUCUGCCACUGGAAUCUAACCAAUACCGUCUUGCACUUGUCCAGUACAAUGAUGAUGUUCAUGAAGAGUUUGAACUGGGCAAAUAUAAAACAAAGCAGCAUAUGUUGAUGCAUGUGCAAGAAAUGCAAGCAUUGCAAGGUGGGCUGCUAAAAACUGGCAAUGCCCUCCGUUACAUUUAUGAAAGGUAUUUCAAAGAACCAGGUAAUGGAGCAGAUAGAAAUCAGGUUUUAGUUAUCCUGUCUUCUUUGCCUUCUGAAGAUGAUGUGGAAGAGUCAGUGAAAAUGUUACAAGACAACGGAGUAAAAGUGAUAGCCCUUGGGAUACAUGAAGCUGUGAUGCAACAACUGGGCUUGAUGGCUACGCAGUCAUUCUCUUCUUAUUUUCCUAAGGAAUGGGACCUCCCUAUGUUUUCUAAAAAUGUCUCCAAUAUUAUUGCAGAGUACCAGAUGGAUAGCAUUAAAGAAGUAGAAGUAUGUGAGGGAGAUUUGGUUGCUGACAUUGUGUUUAUAGUUGAUCAUGGUACUUCAAAGUCAAACUUUGAAGAAUUAAAAAAAUUCCUGCAAAACCUAACAGCCUCACUUGAUGUGAGGGAGAAAUGCAUAAGAAUUGGCCUGGUGACAUACACUGAUGGACAAGAAGUGGUGUCUCGUCUGAACACAGAUACAAACAAAGCUGAAAUUCUGCAGAUAAUAAAGGACCUUUCUGCUGGGUCAGGAAAAGCCUACACUGGUGCAGCUAUUAAUGCCACAAGACUAAAGCUCUUUACUGAAAGUGCUGGGAGCAGAAAGAAGCAAGGGGUAGAACAAAUAGCUGUCCUCGUUACCCACAGACUCUCUCGAGACAAUGUAAGUGAUGUUGCUACUCUUCUGCGGAGAAGUGGUGCCACAGUGUUUGCCUUAGGUAUUGAAGAGGCUUCUUAUCGACAGCUGGUCCAGAUAGCCUCUUAUCCUCAAGAGGAGCAUGUUACCAGUCUCAAGGUGUUUUCUGAUCUGCAAAGGCAAAAUACAAUUUUUCGAAAGAAGCUCUUGAAUCAAAUACAAAACAAGCUGUAUGUCCACUCGGAAAGAAAAGAGAUUAUCAAAAAAGGAUGCCUGGACACAGAAGCAGCUGAUAUUUAUUUGCUCAUUGAUGGUUCAUCAAGUGUUCACUACCGGGAUUUUGUGGAUAUGAAGAAUUUUAUGAAGGAAAUGGUUAGGCUGUUUGACAUAGGCAUAAAUAAAGUUCGAUUUGGACUCGUGCAGUUCUCACAUUUCAAUACACUAGAGUUUAAACUUGAUAAAUACACUUCAGCAAGUGAUCUGAUAAAAGGGAUUGAAAAUGCUCAGCAAGUAGGUGGAAAUACCAAUACAGGGGCAGCUCUAGCUUACAUGAAGCCGUUGUUUGAAGAGGCCAGGAGACCAGCAGUGCCUUGCCAUCUAGUUGUUCUCACAGACGGAAUGUCAGAUGACAGCGUGAAGGAACCGGCCAUGAAACUCAGGGAAGACCAAAUUAACAUUUAUGCCAUUGGUGUGAGGGGAGCUAAUGAAACUCAGCUUGAUGAGAUUGCAGGAGUGAAAAACAGAGUGUACUUUGUACAUGAUUUUGACUUGCUGAAAGACAUUAAAAAUAAAGUCGUCCAAGAGAUCUGUACCAUAGAAGCCUGCAAAGAAAUGAAAGCUGACAUUAUGUUUCUAGUGGACAGUUCUAGAAGUAUUGGAAAUGAGAAUUUUCAGAAAAUGAAAAACUUCAUGAGAGGGCUGGUGGACAGAACAGAUGUUGGUGCAGACAGAGUGCAGAUUGGUGUUGUCCAAUUCAGCCGUGAACCAAAGGAAGAGUUCAAGCUCAACAGCUACUCCACCAAAAGAGAUGUUCUCAGUGCUAUUGAUAGGCUAUCUCCCCUUCAUUCCACCACACUGACAGGAGAAGCACUGAAGUUCAUGCUUAAAUACUUUCAAGCCAGUAGUGGUUCACGUCAUGCAGUUAAAAAAGUUCUCAUCCUGAUCACAGAUGGGAAAUCGCAAGAUGAAGUUAAAGCCCCUGCCACAGUACUGCGAGAUAAAGGCAUUAGUAUCUACUCUGUUGGAGUUUUUAAUGCAAACAAAACUCAGCUUGAGGAGAUUAGUGGGAAGCGUGAGAUGGUAUUCUAUGUUGAGAAUUUUGAUAUUCUAAACCAGCUAAAAAGCGACCUCAUUUUUGACAUAUGCAGUAGGCCUCCAGAUGAUGAAUGCAGAAGAGUGGAACGUUUAGACAUUGUGUUUGUUAUGGACAGCUCUGGAAGCAUAAGCUCCAUACAAUACCAGGCCAUGAAAGACUUCAUGAUUACCCUGGUGAAACAGUCUGAUGUCGGCCCAGAUGGAGUUCAGUUUGGAGCACUGAAAUAUUCUGAUGAACCUGUAGCGCUCUUCUACCUCAAUGAGCAUACUACAAAACCGGGUAUUACUGAGGCUAUCCAGAGAGAUGACCCUCUAGGCCAAGCAACUUACACAGCAAAGGCACUGGACCAUUCAGAAAUGUUCUUCAGUGAAAAACAUGGCAGCCGCAAGAGCAAAGGAGUUCCUCAGGUGCUGAUAGUGAUAACUGAUGGGGAAUCCAAUGAUGAAGAGAUGCUGGAUGAUGUGGCCCAGAGAUUAAGGAACAAAGGAGUUACCAUCUACGCAGUUGGAGUAGAAGGAGCAAAUCGAGCUGAGCUUUUGACAAUGGCUGGAUCAGAGGACAAAUGUUUCUAUGUGGAUACCUUUGAAGGACUUGAGAACUUAACUGCAAACAUAACAAAUAAUAUGUGUAAUAUAUCAGUAUCAGACUGUCCAAAGGAAGCAGAUGUUAUUUUCCUGGUGGAUGGUUCCAGAAACAUAGAUGAAGAAAACUUAAGGAUAAUGAUGGACUUUGUGACAAGUGUAAUCAAUCCAGCUGUUAUUGCUCAAAAUACCAAAAUUGGCCUUGCGCUGUAUGGUGGUGUCUAUAAAGAAGAGUUUAAUUUACGCUUUUUUCCAAACAGAUCAGAACUAGAAUUUAAAAUUCAAAGCAUCAAACAAAUUCAAGGACACAAAAUAAAUAUUGAAAAUGCACUUGAGAAAGUGAAACUCAGCUUCCAACCAGAAAAGGGUAGCAGAAUACAUGAAAAUGUCCAACAGAUUUUAGUUGUAAUAGUUGCUGGACGAACAACCAGUAGAUCUGCAAGAGCAGCAGAAAGCCUGAGGAAGAAAGGCAUUGACAUAUAUGCCAUAGGUGUGGGAAAUGUUGAUCAGUCACAGCUAACACAGAUAACUGGAUCAUCAAGUAGGAAAUAUGUCGUUGAUGAUUUUUCUAAGUUGAAGACCAUAAAGAAAAGACUGGUUGAUGUUAUUUGUGAGGAUGAUAGAAAAGUGGCUUGUUUUGUGGAUAUCACUUUGGGAUUUGACAUCUCAUCACAGAGGGAAGGCCACCACUUAUUUCAUGGACAGACCAAACUGGAAAAACAUUUCCCUGAGAUUUUGCAAGCCCUCCUGUCACUAAGGGGUGUGAGCUGCAAUGUUGGGUCCAAGGUACAGAGUAGCGUGGCUGUUCAAGUGAAGAAUACUGUUACUCCAAUAUCUGCAAAGUUCUACAUUGACAGUGAAUCUAUCUGGCAUAACCUGUCAAAUGCUGUGAUCAAGAGACCAUCCCAACUUAAUGUUGAGCUCUUGCAGUCACUCUGGGAAACGUUUCAGAAAAAGGAUGAGACCCGACAAAAGGUAUUACUUGUGUUUUCAGAUGGUGUGGAUGAUGACUUAGAGGCACUUGAACAAAAAUCUGAAGAACUUAAAAAGAAAGGUUUGGAUGGUCUUAUCACUGUUGCUCUGGAAGGAGCCUCCAAUAUUCAAAACCUCCGAUCCAUUGAGUUUGGAAAAGGAUUUGAAUAUGGAACUCACUUAGAUAUUGGCAUGACAGAUAUUGCUAGCAGGCUAUCCAAGUUCUUGAACAAUAUUGCUGAGAGGACCUGCUGCUGUUUGUCUUGCAAAUGUACUGGGGAAGAAGGUGAAAUUGGAGGUAUGGGACCACAAGGGAUAAAGGGACCCAAUGGUGUUAAAGGCAACCCAGGAUAUCCUGGAGAUGAAGGAGCACCAGGCUCAAGAGGACCACCUGGACCACGAGGACGACAAGGCAACAUGGGAUGUCCAGGCAAAAGAGGUUUAAAGGGAUUUCGAGGAUUUCUUGGAAAAAAGGGUGACAAUGGGGAAGAUGGGACUGAUGGAAUUAGAGGUGAAGAGGGAGCUCCUGGGGUUCCUGGAAAGAAAGGAGAAAAGGGUGACAUUGGAUAUCUGAACCCCCAAGUUUCUGGGUUUGUUGGGAGUGGAAUUGGGGAAGAGACUGGAAGUCCAGGACCAAGAGGACCCCCUGGAGAUCGUGGCCAGAAGGGCUUUCGAGGAGAUCCUGGUAACCCUGGACUGAACAAUGCAAUAACAGGAGCAAGAGGCUUUGCAGGGGAAGAGGGGGAAGAGGGGGAGAGAGGACAAGAAGGCUCACGUGGCUUCUCAGGAGGCGUAGGCAACCCGGGAUUACCAGGACAAAGGGGACAACGGGGACCAGAGGGCAGUCGUGGACAGCCUGGUCAGUAUGGCUUGCAAGGAAAGCAAGGAUACAAAGGACCUCAGGGACAAGAAGGCAUUAAUGGUCAAAAAGGACAGAAAGGGAGACCAGGACCUAAGGGUCCUCCAAAUGAACCAGGAGGUAUGGGUCUGGCAGGGACUCCCGGAGAUCCUGGAAAAACAGGAAUUAAAGGACAACCUGGUGAUCCAGGACCAAAAGGAGAAAGAGGCCCAUAUGGUUUGCGUGGGAGGCAGGGAGAAGAUGGUGCUUUUGGAUAUGGCCUACCUGGAGAAAAAGGAGUGAAGGGAAAUAAAGGAUUUCCUGGAGAUUUUGGACGAAAGGGUGAAGCUGGGGACAAUGGAAUUCCAGGGGAACGUGGACUGAAAGGAUAUAGAGGCAGAAUGGGUAUUCCAGGACCUCCUGGUCUGGAAGGCAGUACAGGAGACAGGGGUUCUCCAGGACACAGGCCAUGUGAACUCAUUGACUACGUCCGCAAACACAGCCCUUGCUGGGAUGGAAAACCAAAAUGCCCAGUAUAUCCAACAGAACUGGUGUUUGCCUUGGACACCUCUAGGACAGUCACUCCUGAGACAUUUGAACUAAUGAGAGAGAUUAUAACAGCAAUAGUGAGCGAGGCCAGAAUCAGAGACAGCAACUGCCCAGUGGGAGCCAGAGUCGCUGUUGUUUCCUACAACACAGUUACCCACCACCUGAUCCACUUCUCAGAGUUUCACAACAAGAAUAAGCUACUCUAUGCACUAAAAAGUAUUUCUUACCAGAGAUCCUUCAGUGAACGGGACACUGGAGGUGCAAUGAGAUUCAUUACCAAGAAUGUUUUUAAAAGAACGCUACAAGGUCCUAAUGUGAGAAAAAUAGCUGUGGUUUUCAGCCAUGGACCCGCCGCAGAUGCAUCUUCUGUUAAACAAGCUGUCCUGGAGAUGAGUGCAGUAGAAGUCAUUCCAGUAGUUAUUGCUUUAAAAAACACACCCCAAAGCUCCCAGUCUUUCCUGAUGGAGGAUUCUGGAUUGUUCCAGGUGCUAAAUGUUCAUGAUGGACGCUAUAAUGAAGCUUUACGAAGAUUUCAGCUCUGCACUUUGUGCUAUGACAAAUGUAAACCAGAUAGUUUUUGUGAGCAACCCAGGCCCCAUUUACCAAGGGCAUACGUGGAUGCUGCCUUCAUUCUGGAUAGUUCACAGAAAAUGAGUGGUGCUGAAUUUGAGCAAGUCAAAGACUUCAUGAGCAAAGCAGUCACUACAUUCAACAUUUCCUUGGAUCCAAAAACAUCUGUUGUAGGGGACAGAAUAGCUGUGGUGAGCCAUGCACUGUCAGAUUUCAGGGCAGGUUUAGGGAAGAGACCAGUAAAGAAAGAAUUCGACUUUGUUACCUACCGCAGUAAAGACCGAAUAAGAAGAUAUAUUAAAGAAUCUCUUCAACAGCUGAAUGGAGAGGCUGCUGUCGGCUAUGCCAUACAAUGGACCAUUGCUAACAUUUUCUCAGGGGCUCCCAAUCCAAGGCCAGUCAAACUUAUCAUCAUUAUAUCUGCUGGAAAAACGAGUCAAUGGGACAAAGAAACAUUAAAAAAAAUUUCCCUGCAAGCUAAAUGCCAAGGCUAUGUGCUCCUUGCAAUUUCACUAGGAAAGUCCUAUGACAUCAAUGAACUAGAAGAACUUGCAAGCGCUCCUCUGGAACAGCAUUUGGUUCAGCUUGGCAGAAUCCACCAGCCUGAACUUGACUAUGUAAUGAGGUUUCUGAAGCCGUUCAUACAUUUCCUCAGGAGUAUGCUAGCAUGCUCUGUGCCUCCAACUAACUUGGUGUUUGCCUCGGACUUUCACACAGAAGUUGCACCUCAAAUAUUUGAAAGAAUGAGAGACGUGAUAACUGUAAUAAUCAAUGUCGCCAAAAUCAGAGACAAUGACUUCCCUGCAGGAGCCAAAGUCAUUGUUUUCUCCUACACCUUGGCUGCCCACGACCUGAUCUGCUUCUCAGAGUCCUGCAACAAGAAUAAAUACCUCAGAGGUCGUAAGAAUCUGAACUAUCAGAGAUCCUCAAGUAAACAUAAUAUUGGCAAUUUACUGAGGUUGCUGCCAGAAGCUUUUUCAAGCGAAUUAUUCAAGGUCCUAACAGAAGAAAGAGCCACAUUAUUUCAGCCAGAUCCCACCACAAAUAUGUCUUCUAUUAAACACUGA